Molecule: messenger RNA, 2853 nt
Organism: Mus pahari (shrew mouse)
Lineage: Eukaryota; Metazoa; Chordata; Mammalia; Rodentia; Muridae
Gene: Pwwp3a
Product: PWWP domain containing 3A, DNA repair factor
Exons: 14
Coding region: 115-2187 (690 amino acids)
Biological process (GO): chromatin organization; DNA repair
Cellular component (GO): nucleus; cytosol
Molecular function (GO): nucleosome binding
Source: RefSeq, a predicted model, not a curated record
CUGUGAGGCAGGCCCCGCCCCCAGCCCGCGGGGAUCUGCGCGGCGGCGGAGGCGGGGACCUCUGGCCUCAGUCAAGCCUGUAGCACCGCACGCCCAGAUACUCCUUUCUGAGUCAUGACGGAUGCCAAGUAUGUCCUCUGCCGAUGGGAGAAGCGACUGUGGCCUGCGAAGGUUUUGGCCAGAACUGAGACUUCAGCAAAAAACAAGAGAAAGAAGGAAUUCUUCCUAGAUGUUCAGAUACUCUCGCUAAAGGAAAAGAUCCAGGUUAAGAGCUCAGCUGUGGAAGCCCUGCAGAAGUCGCACAUUGAGAACAUUGCUGCCUUCCUGGCCUCUCAGAAUGAAGUUCCGGCUACGCCCCUAGAGGAGCUGACUUACCGACGUUCCCUGCGAGUGGCCCUGGAUAUCUUGAAUGAAAGGACCAGUUUGAGUCCUGAAAGUCAUCCAAUAGAAGAUGGGACCACACUGUCUCAGAAGGAAAAAACGGAUGCAGAUGUAGCCUCGCAGGUCUCCAGUGCUCCCUCUCCAUCUUUCCUUGGUGAAGAUGGUCAAGCUGUGGUAGCCCAGUGUGCAUCCAAGAGGAGGUGGGAGUGCAGUCCAAAAAGCCUGUCACCGUCGCCUGCAUUUGAAGAUCUCGGGUGCAAAGUGGGCCCCAAGACAGGCCUUUCAGAGAGUGGAGCCCCAGGAGCCCAAGUGCCUGCCCCCACUGGAGACAGGUCUCAGGAUGAUUCUGGGUUACAGCUGGACCAUGGGCAGGAGAGCACAACCAAAAAGAGGCAGAGGAAUUUGGGAGAGAAACCUACCCGGCGCCGAAGAUCAGAGUCUGGCCUUUCCAAGGGAGAAAGUGUCUUAGAGAGCCAGGGACAGGCAAGCAGCUGUGUUGCCCUGGCUUCACCUAGGCUGCCCUCCCAAACAUGGGAUGAGGAGCCCUGUGCUGGGGUCAAAGGCCGUGACUGGGUCGAGUCAUCAGGCAACAUCGGGCCGCUCUCGGCCUCUGAGAGAAGCAGAGGAUGCCCCACAAAGAGGCCACGCUUGGAUGGAGGCCAGAACCCACCCACCAGGCAGCUGGGGACUAGACCUGUGGGGGCAGCGUCCUGCCCUAGGAGCUGUUCUGGGGAGGUCAUGAUGCUGUGCAGUGCUGGAGAGGGUGACAAACCAGAGGAAGCAGAUCCUGUGUCCUCAGAAGAACCCACAGGGUUCAAGUCCACCCACUCCCUGCUGGAGGAAGAGGAAGAGGAGGAGGAGCCACCUCGGAUCCUUCUGUAUCACGAACCACGAUCAUUUGAAGUAGGAAUGCUGGUUUGGCUUAAAUACCAAAAAUACCCAUUCUGGCCAGCUGUGGUCAAGAGCGUCCGACGGAGAGACAAGAAGGCCAGUGUGCUGUUCAUUGAGGGCAACAUGAACCCCAAGGGCCGAGGAAUCACCGUGUCGCUGCGACGCCUCAAGCACUUUGACUGCAAGGAAAAGCAUGCACUGCUGGACAGAGCCAAGGAGGACUUUGCCCAGGCCAUUGGCUGGUGUGUCUCACUUAUCACUGACUACCGUGUGCGGCUGGGCUGCGGCUCCUUUGCUGGGUCUUUCUUGGAAUAUUACGCUGCUGAUAUCAGCUACCCUGUGCGCAAGUCUAUCCAACAGGACGUCCUGGGGACCAGGUUUCCUCAGCUGGGCAAGGGGGACCCUNAGGAGCCUGUAGGGGACAGCCAGCUGGGACAGUGGCGGCCUUGCAGGAAAGUGCUGCCUGACCGCUCCAGGGCUGCACGGGAUAGAGCCAACCAGAAGCUGGUGGAGUACAUCGUGAAGGCCAAGGGUGCAGAGAGCCACCUGCGGGCUAUCUUGCAUAGUCGCAAGCCCUCACGAUGGCUGAAGACAUUCCUGAGCUCCAGUCAGUGCGUGACNUGCAUGGAAACAUAUCUGGAGGAUGAGGCGCAGCUGGAUGAGGUGGUGGAGUACCUGCAGGGCGUCUGCCGAGACAUGGAUGGCCAAGUGCCUGAGCGUGGCAGUGGAGACCGCAUUCGUUUCAUCCUGGAUGUGCUGCUGCCGGAGGCAAUCAUCUGCGCGAUUUCUGCGGUGGAGGCGGUAGACUACAAGACAGCUGAGCAGAAGUACAUCCGUGGCCCCACACUUAGCUACCGGGAAAAGGAAAUCUUUGACAAUGAACUCCUGGAGGAGAGGAACCGUCGCCGUCGCUGAUGCCGUAGUCUGCACCUGGCCUGCCAGCACUGGUUGUGNCCUGCCAGAGGCCUCUGCCAGAAUGUGCUAGAAACAAGAGGCCUAGGAGUGUGCGGACUUCAGCCUGAGUCUGGGAGAUCAGAUGCCAUCAACAUACUAGAAGCCUGCUGCCAUCUAUGAACAGCUGCUUUCUGGAAGUUUCUGUGUGUGUGUGUGUGUGUGUGUGUGUGUGUGUGUGUGUGUACAUGUGUAUGUUUGGUUUUAUUUUUUUUAAUUAUUUUGUUUAUAAAUGUGUUUGAAUGCACAUGUGUCAUGGUCAUUGCACAGUGUGGCUGGCAUGUGCGCUCUGUGUCCCAUAUUGCUUGGUGUGCCUGCCCUACAGACUUUUCUGGAGAGACUGAUUUGAACAUGUCACUCCCAGAGCAUUGACAUGUUGCCCUGGCAUUCAUUGUUCUGCUUAUUUCCUCUCUGGUUUCCUCUCUGGUUUCCUCUCUGGUUUCCUCUCUGGUUUCUGGAAUCUUCUCUGCCUCUCCUGUGUGGUGAGCAGGAGGUGACGACUCUUGCAGCAACAGUCUUUGCAGGUGGGAGAUGUUAGGAAGGUGGGAACAUGUUUGUUCACUGGGCUCCUUGUAGUCUUGCAAGGCCGGGCAGGCCAGCAGCAUUCAGCUCCCACCCCCGCCCCUGGCC